GCACCAGCAGAGAUGCAGACACAGAAGGUCCCAGGGAGGAAGCGUGGCCGGCCUCCCCUUCACUCCACACCAGUGCAGAUGGCAGUCCAUAAUCUUUAUUCUGCGUCUGCGGGCUCUGUACCGGCAGUGACGAUCCCGAAGAAGAGAGGGCGGAAACCCAGGUACAAGAUCAAGCCCCCAGUGCUCAUGACUCCCUUGGCUCUAUCACCUCCACGGAGUACCCCAGAACCUGACCUCAGCUCCAUCCCUCAGGAUGCAGCCACCAUCCCCAGCUUGGUGGUCCCACAGGCUCUCACAGUGUGCCUCUACAUUAACAAGCAGGCUGAUGCAGGGCCCUAUCUGGAGAGGAGGAAGCUGCAGCAGCUUCCUGAGCGCCUGGGGCCUGAGCGGCCUGCAGCUGUCCUGCAGCAGGCAGUGCAGGCAUGCAUAGACUGUGCACACCAGCCAAGGCUCGUCUUCUCCCUUGUCAAGCAGGGCUACCGUGGCGAACUGGUGUCAGUCUCUGCUUCCUUUGAUGGAAAACAGCACCUGAGGAGCCUGCCCGUGGUGAACAGUGUGGGCUAUGUCCUCCGCUUCCUGACCAAACUGUGCCGUAGCCUCCUGUGUGACAACCUCUUCAGUCACCUGCCCUACCCUGGGAGCCUCAGUGCCUCUGAGAAGACCCAGGAGAGAGAGGAUGGGAGGCCCGGGUCAGCCCAGGCGGCCACUGCUGAAGAGUGUCUGGCCAACCCUGUGGGCAUGGACCGCUACAGCAUGGAUACCUCCUCCGCGGCCUUUAGCCACCGGGGCUCCUUGGCCCACUCCUCCUCCCAGUACUACAAGAGACUGAACUCUGGAGACAGCCACCUUGGAGGAGGCCCUGCCACUACCACCAGCAGUUCCCGCACCAACCCUGUGCCCUUGGGAGGGCCAUCGACACCUGGACUGAGGUUCCCGGCCUCCAGCCCCAAGAGGAAUGAAGGCGAAGGAAACAGAUGUGCCUCGAGCCCCUCUCCAGAGGUGCAGGACACCAGGAGAUCAAGCAGCAGAAACCCUUCUACCUGGACUGUGGAGGACGUGGUUCGGUUUGUGAAAGACGCUGACCCUCAGGCUCUGGGGCCUCACGUGGACCUCUUCAGAAAGCAUGAGAUUGAUGGCCAUGCCUUGCUGUUGCUGAGGAGUGACAUGGUCAUGAAAUACCUGGGACUGAAGCUGGGACCCGCUCUCAAACUCUGCUAUCACAUCGAGAAGCUGAAGCAAGCUAAGUUCUGAAGUUCGUGGAGUCGGAAGCAGAGUCCCAGACCUCAGCAUUAUCUCCUGCCUGAUCUGCACCCAGCCAAUGUCACAACGUCUUCUCAAAAGCAACAUCCACAGAGACUUCGUCUUUUUUAUAAAAUGUGUGUGUCUUUGCCUUUUCUAACAUCCCAGAUGGCUCCUUUCAAAGGCUCAACUGUAUUAUUGAUUUGCCAGAAAAAAAAAUCACAAAAAGCCAAUUACAUUUAGUGUUCCUGACAUGCUGGUCACUCUUUAUAGGUGCUAUUUGUGUCGCGACAGAGUGGAUAACUGAACGCUGUCACCCACGGUGUAUCCCCGAGGGGGCCCUCAAAGUGUGAGAAGGACCUUGUCCUUGGAGGUGCUGUGGUGUGGCUCAUGGCAGGAGCAACCUCUCUCUGUUCUGGGGACCAACCAGCAGGAGCCUCACUGGAGUCAGCUCUGGGGUGACUGCCCCCCGAGGUGACUGCCUCGCCUUGCACUAUCUGGAAAGCUUGAAGUUUUUUGCUCAAAGUGAGGAAAAGAUGUUUUCUAGUCCCAGCUACUGAAGUCCUUCAUUGCUCCACCAGAGGGCAGACUACUAACGAGAUUUCAGCAGGCAGACGGCGGUGGCCUGCCCGUUCAAACUCAAUGGCUGGGUUAGGGCUUCUGUAUCAAGACCUGGCCUGCACAUGGAAAGGGGACCAAUUCCAUAGUCAGCACCCCAGAUUGCCACUUGAGAAGGAAGUGUGAUCUGGAGAGUUCCAGAUUCACUACUGACUGACUGACGAGGUACGAAUUUGGACACAACUGUCUGCCUAAACAAAGAUUUGAAAGCCCCUUCCUUCCCAGACUCUUGCUGAGGGCUGAGAUGGUGGCAUGCGGAAGAAUCUCGGUGACAUUUCACUAUGGGUACUUCUUGAAGAAAAAGAAGGGAAAGAAAACUGUCUCAAGAACGCGUGAAAUAGGAGAGCCCUGAUUUCAGGUUACGUGGUUGCAUUCUGUAGCUGAGUCUGUGGCUAAUUUUUUCUAGACUUCAACAAAUACACAGACGUGUUUUUAUUGGGCUUAAUUCAAUUUACAAAUAGGUUUUCACUUCUUCGCUGUGAAAUAAUGAGAAAAAAAAAUUGAUUUUCUACCCUUUGCAGCUGUGUCCAGAGAGGGAUGGAGCCACGGUUUACUGGGCAGAAGGGUGACCUCUUUGCUGCUAUUCUUUGUCACGUCCUUUCUUUUUCUUUUGUUUAUUUAGACUAGAGAACUCCAGGGCACAUCCUUUUUCUUAAAGGUGGAUCUGGGGAGGGUGGGGGUCAAGAGUAACGUGGGGUCUGCCACGGCCACAGUGUGAAUUGGAAAAGGCAUCUCCCCGUGGGUUGCAGCCUAAGCGAGGUCUCAGCUGGCAAAGGACCUGGAGGGGCUUUGAGCCCUCAGCUCUCAGCCCGGUGUCCUGCUCCAGAACAAGGUAGGUAUAGCUUCUUGGAUGGAGCCACCUAUGUAUGGAUCAGCUAGCAUGUAGGCGAAGACCACAGGAAAGAUUCCCUGCUGUGCUACGGGGCCCACUUUGAUGGUCCCUGUUUGAGGAAGUGUGGCAGGUCACUGCAAGAGCAUUGCUGCAUAUACAGCGGUGGUUGGACUUGAAUUAUGACUGAGAAGAAGAUUGUCCCAGAACUUCCCACUGAAUGGAAACUUGAUCAGGUUUCGGAGGCGCUGGAUGUCUGUUAUUUUUAGUAUGUGACAAAAUGACCUUGAAUCAGACCUUGGGGAGAAUCUUUAAGAUGUUAGAAGCAAUGAGCAGACUCCCUUGCGAACCGAUCGCUAGCACUAGGUGCUUGCCGCUGCUCUGACGUUAGGUCCUCGCCUCAAUGAGCGGCAGAUCAUUCCUAUCGACAGAAUCGCUGCUGUGUGAAGGCAGGGAGAUCUGGAAAAAUCGCUCAGCUCAACCAUUUGUGCCCUGUCCCUGUAGACUCCUGGUACCUCUCCCUGUAGACUCCUGGUACCUCUCCCAGGGACAUGUAAGCUUCCCACAUGUCCUGCUUACCCUUACCAGUGGCUCCCUGGUGUCCCCAAAGUUAACAUAUGCCCAAACGAGUCAAAGAAACCUCAAGGAGCUUUUGAAGGAGAGUUAGGACCUGGUUCAAGUCUACCUGGGGACUGGAGCUGUGUCCCCACACAGGGACUCCCAGUCAGGUGCUGUCUUAGUUCACACGAAGCCUUAAAUUAGCUCGACUGCAGAAUCCCAGACAUUUAAGGUUUGGCCAAGAUUUUUAGAAAUGAAGAAACCAAGAAGCAGUUUCAUUAUUCUUGGCAUGAAGGCUGCAAGGCUGCAGAAGAACCAGUGGAACCAAUUCUUCUUGCCUGUUUUUGCAUGGAAUCUAAUUAGCUGACCACAUCAUUGUAGCAAUGCUGCAAUCAUAAUUAAUUUUCAUCCCUCUCGAAAACCUUGUCAAACAGGGCAGCUAAAUAGCUUCUCAAAUGUAAAACAUUCCAGGCCAUUUCCUCUAAGCAGACCUUAAAGGUCAGGCUGUGGCGGUCACUUCUGGCCCAGAUGGGAAGGACUUGAACUCACAUUUGACAGAUAGCACACUUGCUGUUCCGUCUGCAUAGCUUUGCUGCAGGUUGUGGUGAAUAAUGGUCAAAUUUUGCAUAACUCCAAAUUAAAGAGUGCGCAUGCUCCAAACAUCUCCAAUUACAUUUGUCUGUUAAACACUUGGAGAAAAAAAAAAUCAAGAGAUACUUCUGUUGCCUAAAGCAUUUUAAAUGUUUUAUGAAACACAUUAUUCCCUUUGUGAAGAUUUUAGAUAAAAGACAUGGUGUGUGUGUGUGUGUGUGUGUGUGUGUGUGUGUGUGUGCGCGUGCUCUUGAUGCUGGAGCUGGAAAGUCUAAGGAAGUGGCUGGCAGUGUACCAUGUUCUUAAAUAUCUUUCCAGCUUUGUCAUGUGGAGACGAAGCCCAGUUUAGCCCUCCUCCUGGCUGUUACUAGGUGUUUCCUCUUACUGUAGCAGGGCCUGUCCUGUGGACAGCCAGAUGACCAGAACAAGUCUGGUUUCUGGACUUGUUCCUCUCACGUGGCUGACAUGCCAUGCCAACCCUGAGGACCUGGAUGCCCGAGGAGAGGGCACCCUGGGGAGCUGCAGGCCGAGAGCAGCUGCCUAAGGUCUCAAUCAUGUCUACCAGGAAAGGCUCGGGCCUGCUCUCUCUUUUCAACAGAAGUGUCAAUGUCUUUUCUCUUUCAGUAGAAAUAAAGGAACAGAGGACUCCUCAGAUAAAACUGUGUUCAAAUGAAUAACUUGGGAAGAGAUGCUGGACUCCUCAGAUAAAACUGUGUUCAAAUUAAUAACUUGGGAAGAGAUGCUGGGCUGAGAGUUUGAGAAGCAACCAGAACACACAAAAGUAAACGUUUGGUAGGAAAACAAUAAAAAUUGUGGUGACAACCCUGCCCAUUACUGGGCCAGAACCUGUUUUUUCAUAUCUGCAUGCUGUUACAGAAUACUUCUUAACAUUGAAACUGCUUAAAUUAAAAAAAAAAAAACAACACAACAGAUUCUUUUAGGAAAGUUUUGUUGAAUCUUUGAAGAAAAUUGGAAACACCCAAAGUUCUAUUUGAACAUUGUCAUCAUCAGAAAGUCCCGAAGGACGUUCUGCUCUCAC
Microtus oregoni (creeping vole) is the source of this 4874-nucleotide messenger RNA. RefSeq names its product Scm polycomb group protein like 4 (gene Scml4). The transcript has 7 exons. NCBI's taxonomy places the organism in Eukaryota, Metazoa, Chordata, Mammalia, Rodentia, Cricetidae. The record is from RefSeq and is a predicted model, not a curated record. The coding region runs from base 13 to 1251 and encodes 412 amino acids. Gene Ontology annotation, molecular function: protein binding.